This is a messenger RNA of Oncorhynchus masou masou (cherry salmon), 1844 nucleotides long. RefSeq names its product ectonucleotide pyrophosphatase/phosphodiesterase family member 2-like. Bases 62 to 475 code for a protein of 137 amino acids. NCBI's taxonomy places the organism in Eukaryota, Metazoa, Chordata, Actinopteri, Salmoniformes, Salmonidae. The transcript has 3 exons. Gene Ontology annotation, molecular function: nucleic acid binding; hydrolase activity; metal ion binding. The record is from RefSeq and is a predicted model, not a curated record.
CUCUCUCUCUCCUUCAGGAAUAUGGAGCUACUUCCAGAAGACUCUGGUGAAGAAGUAUGCCAUGGAGAGAAAUGGGCUCAACUUGAUCUGUGGGCCCAUAUUUGACUACGACUACGAUGGCCUGAGAGACUCGGCAGAGAAAAUUAAACAGUAUGGAAGUGGUUCAGGGCCCAUUCCAACCCACUACUACUGUGUGAUAACCAGUUGCCUGGACUUCACCCAGGCUGAGGACAUCUGUACUGGACCUCUUAGCAGCUCUGCCUUCAUCCUACCACACCGCUCAGACAACGACGAGAGCUGCAGUAGCUCUGAGGACGAGUCUAAGUGGGUGGAGGAUCUGAUGAAGCUGCACACGGCCCGGGUCCGAGACGUGGAGAUCCUCACGGGCCUGGACUUCUACCGUCGGACGAGCCGGAGUUACCCUGAAAUCCUCUCACUGAAGACUCACAUGCACACGUAUGAGAGCGAGAUCUAAACCACUGUCUCCCUACCUUCUCCUGUCUCCCUACCUUCUCCUGUCUCCCUACCCUCUCCUGUCUCCCUACCCUCUCCUGUCUCCCUACCCUCUCCUGUCUCCCUACCCUCUCCUGUCUCCCUACCCUCUCCUGUCUCCCUACCCUCUCCUGUCUACCUACCCUCUCCUGUCUCCCUACCCUCUCCUGCCUCCCUACCCUCUCCUGCCUCCCUACCCUCUCCUGUCUACCCUCUCCUGUCUCUCUCUCCUCUCCUGUCUCCCUACCCUCUCCUGUCUCCCUACCCUCUCCUGUCUCCCUACCCUCUCCUGUGUCCACCACAGCUCCGAUGGUCUGGUGUAUAUUUUUUAAUAUGUCGUUUUGUUUUUUUCCACAUGUAUUAUUCUAAAAGUUUAUUCAUGGCUGUUUUGUUCCUCUGUAAUGUAACACAUUUCCUGUCCCUCUUUAUUUUUUAUUUUUUUUGAUGAUUAACAAGCAUGAAUUUAAUUAUUUGUUGUUACUUGUAUUGAUAAUGUGGUGUGUUGUUGUAUGUGUGUGUUGUUGUAUGUGUGUGUGUUGUAUGUGUGUGUGUGUGUGUUGUAUGUGUGUGUGCUGUAUGUAUGUGUGUGUUGUUGUAUGUGUGUGUGUUGUUGUAUUUAUGUGUGUGUGUGUGUGUGUGUUGUUGUAUGUGUGUGUGCUGUAUGUGUGUGUGUGUUGUUGUAUGUGUGUGUUGUUGUAUGUGUGUGUGUUGUAUGUGUGUGUGUGUGUGUUGUAUGUGUGUGUGCUGUAUGUAUGUGUGUGUUGUUGUAUGUGUGUGUGUUGUUGUAUGUAUGUGUAUGUAUGUGUGUUGUGUGUGUGUGUGUGUGUUGUUGUAUGUAUGUAUGUGUGUGUUGUUGUAUGUAUGUGUGUGUUGUUGUAUGUAUGUGUGUGUGUGUUGUAUGUGUGUGUGUUGUUGUAUGUAUGUGUGUGUAUGUGUGUUGUGUGUGUGUGUGUUGUUGUAUGUAUGUGUGUGUUGUUGUAUGUAUGUGUGUGUUGUUGUAUGUAUGUGUGUGUUGUUGUAUGUGUGUGUGUUGUUGUAUGUAUGUGUGUGUUGUUGUAUGUAUGUGUGUGUUGUUGUAUGUAUGUGUGUGUUGUUGUAUGUAUGUGUGUGUUGUUGUAUGUAUGUGUGUGUUGUUGUAUGUGUGUGUGUGUGUAUGUGGUGUUUCUGAUGAAUGUCUUGCUGGUGAUGGCUGAGACUACUGUGUUAAUAGUAAUCAGCUCUGUCUGUCUGUACUGUGAACAAUAAUAACAGUGAACCUGUAGUGGUGACAUCCUUUUAAAUAUGUACCGGACACCUGUGUGAUCCACUUAUUUAUGCCUGAUGUUUUAAUCCAAUAAACCUUUUUUGUACGA